Ixodes scapularis (black-legged tick) is the source of this 654-nucleotide messenger RNA. RefSeq lists its product as uncharacterized. Gene Ontology annotation, molecular function: RNA-DNA hybrid ribonuclease activity; nucleic acid binding. Lineage: Eukaryota; Metazoa; Arthropoda; Arachnida; Ixodida; Ixodidae. Bases 1 to 654 code for a protein of 217 amino acids. The record is from RefSeq and is a predicted model, not a curated record. The transcript has a single exon.
AUGAUAAAAUACAUAUCACCAACAAGUUCAUCUAUUGCCAAUAAUAUUUGUUUCCACCUCUCAAGAGCUAUUGAAACUGGACAUAAAAUUAAUUUUCAAUGGAUCCCUGCACAUUGUGGCAUUCAAGGAAAUGAAGCGGCCGAUCGGGCAGCCAAAAAUGCCCACAAUAUAAAUACCAAGACUGCAAUUACUUUCACGAAAGGAGAUACAUUAAAGCUGCUCAGAAGGACAUCAAGGAAAAGAUCCGAGGCUACUUGUUAUAAAGACGCUCCUCAAAACUCCCACCUCGAACGGAUUGACCCUAACUUAAAAUUUUGGAUGCCAAGACACAUUUCAAGAGCUUCUGAAACAUUGAUACACAGACUUCGAUUAGGUGUUCCUUUUGGACAACACUUCCUACAUCGAAUACGACAAGUUACCUCCCCUGUGUGCACCACAUGUGACGAAAUAGACGACGCAGAACACGUACUAAUCAACUGCCGAAGGUACACAGAUGAACGAGACCAUCUUCGAGAACAAAUGUCUACUAUCGAUAACCGCCCAUUGUCCCUCACAACACUCCUUGGUCCAUGGAACACACGAAGGACCCAACAAACUGUGAUCGGGUAUCUUGUAGAUUACCUGGAGGACACAAAAUUAAGUGAGAACUAUUGA